UCCGGCAUCCGGGCUGGUCGACGCCCCUCGAGCUGAGCGCGGCUCCUCCCCUCCCCAGCCUGGCGGGGGGCGGUCGCUGCGGCCCGGGGCGAACCGGGAGACCUUUCCACGUUUGCAUUGCCGCGGUGCGCCCGGCCUUACCCCUCGCCGCUCCUGUCCAGGCCGCGCGAUGGCAUUCGGGGCCCGGGGUUGGCGGCCCCGGUCGCUGCUCCUGCUGCUGCUCUGGGUGACCGGGCAGGCGGCUCCCGUGUUGGGCCUGGUUGUGAGCUCGGAGCUGCAGAUCGAGCGGAGCUUCGUGCCUGAUGAGUGCCCGCGCACGGUGCGCAGCGGCGACUUCGUGCGCUACCACUACGUGGGAACUUUCCUCGACGGCCAGAAGUUCGACUCCAGCUAUGACAGAGACUCUACCUUCAAUGUGUUUGUGGGAAAAGGCCAGCUGAUUGCGGGGAUGGACCAAGCUCUGGUCGGGAUGUGUGUCAACGAGAGACGUUUCGUGACGAUUCCCCCAAACCUCGCCUACGGAAGUGAAGGAGUUUCUGGUGUGAUCCCUCCAAACUCAGUUCUUCAUUUUGAUGUUCUCCUGAUGGAUAUUUGGAAUUCUGAAGACCAGGUUCAGAUUCAGACGUAUUUCAAGCCCCCCAGUUGCCCUCGGACUAUCCAGGUAUCUGAUUUUGUGAGGUACCACUACAACGGAACGUUCUUGGAUGGGACACUGUUCGAUUCCAGUCACAAUCGCAUGAAAACCUAUGACACGUACGUGGGGAUUGGAUGGCUGAUUCCUGGAAUGGACAAAGGGCUGCUGGGCAUGUGUGUCGGGGAGAAGCGGAUCAUCACCAUCCCCCCUUUCCUGGCCUAUGGAGAAGAGGGAGAUGGGAAAGACAUUCCUGGGCAGGCUUCCCUAGUCUUUGAUGUUGCAUUGUUGGACCUCCAUAAUCCUAAAGAUAGCAUUUCCAUCGAAAACAAGGUAGUCCCUGAGAACUGUGAGCGAAGAAGUCAGAGUGGGGACUUCCUCAGGUACCAUUACAAUGGUACGCUUCUGGAUGGCACCCUCUUUGAUUCCAGCUACUCACGGAACCACACCUUUGACACGUACAUUGGGCAGGGCUAUGUGAUUCCUGGGAUGGAUGAAGGCUUACUUGGUGUUUGCAUUGGAGAGAGGAGGAGGAUUGUGAUCCCUCCUCACCUGGGCUACGGAGAAGAAGGAAGAGGGAAUAUUCCUGGUUCAGCUGUGCUGGUAUUUGACAUCCAUGUGAUUGACUUUCACAACCCUUCGGACUCCAUCAGCAUCACUUCCCACUACAAGCCUCCUGAUUGUUCGGUGCUGAGCAAGAAGGGGGAUUACCUCAAAUACCACUACAAUGCCUCACUCCUGGAUGGGACUCUGCUGGACUCCACAUGGAAUCUAGGCAAAACUUACAACAUUGUGUUGGGAUCUGGACAAGUUGUACUGGGGAUGGACAUGGGUCUGAGAGAGAUGUGUGUGGGAGAGAAGCGGACGGUCAUCAUCCCGCCCCACCUGGGCUAUGGAGAGGCUGGUGUGGAUGGAGAGGUACCCGGCAGUGCUGUCCUCGUGUUCGACAUUGAACUGCUGGAGCUUGUGUCCGGCCUCCCGGAGGGGUACAUGUUCAUAUGGAAUGGCGAAGUGUCUCCCAACCUCUUCGAAGAAAUCGACAGGGAUGGCAAUGGGGAAGUCACCCUGGAGGAGUUCUCAGAGUACAUCCAUGCCCAAGUGGCAACAGGCAAAGGGAAGCUGGCUCCUGGCUUUAAUGCUGAAAUGAUUGUGAAGAAUAUGUUCACCAACCAGGACCGGAAUGGAGAUGGGAAGGUCACGGUGGAGGAAUUUAAACUCAAAGAUCAGGAAGCCAAACAUGAUGAACUGUAAGCCUUAACACGAAUCAGUUUGUGCCAAGGAGCGCAUGAGACCAAGUGAGCUGUCAUGGCAGAGCAUCCUGUCAUGGUGUGAAGGCUUCUAGGAAGGUAUGAAAUUAGCCAGUAGCAGGUGGGCCAUGCAGUACCUGGUGCAUACACUGGGGUGGGUUGAUGUCUGUGGUGAGAGCUUGGGUGGAUUUCCAGUGACAGUAAAUAGAAUCUGUGCAGAGCACCUUGGCAUGGGACAGUCUGCACCGCCAACCUGGAUUUAUGAGUCUUCUGUAAGGUUAUGUCACUAAAGGAAAAUUAUUUUGUAGGAGACAUAGCUGUCUUGAAGGAAACAGAGGUUCCCAGGGUGUUUACCUAAAGAGAUUGAAUAUUUUACUUUUUUUUUUUUUUUAAUCUUGGUGUCUUUAAGAAAUGUUUACCAUGCAGGCAGUAAGUUAAAGAGCACACAUGCUCCAGCAAGAUUUCCUGACAGCAGCCAUUGCUCUUCUCAGUGUUCCACACAGCUAGGCCCUUUGUGCCAGCCAUCUCCUGUCAUGCUUCUUUCAGUUCACUUCCUGCACUGGCAGCCCUCUGGUUGGUAGUAUUACUUGAAGGUUAACAGGAGGCUCCUAGACAGGAAAAAACCCAGACCAAAUGGAAGCUGCCUUAGCCCACGAGUAGAGGAUCUGACCUGCGUUUUCUAAGGAGGGUUAUCUGCUUGCCUCUGCCCUAUCUUUGGGACACUAUCCUAUGGGGCCCUCUCUCUCUCCACUUUGCAUUCCUUUGUUUAAGUAGAUGCAUGUAGGGCUUCUGUCUGGGCCUGGAAGUUAAGGUGAAAUUAGUUGGAGCAGAGCUGUCAGGGUCUCACUGGUCAGCCAACAGAAAAUUUUACUGUGACUGAAAUGGAUUUGUUAUCCCAACAAAUGAAGGUGACAUUUUCUGCCAUUUAUUCAUGUCUUGGAGGGCAGUUUGGGGUCACCUGCUAUAGAAAAGCAAUAGCAUUAUUCAGCCUAGCCCAUUCCCAAACCAUGUAGUAGCCAUGUUCCUGCCUUCUGUUCUCUGCCCCCAAGUAGUAUUGUCACUUGCCCUGAAGUAAUCAAGGGUUUUCCUUUUGAAAUGGCUUCCCCCCCACAAAUUUAAACUGUUUUGUACUGAUGUUGCCCUGAGAUAGAUCACGUGAAUGCUGUGCACUCAUGCAAUGGAAUUAAUGUUGGAAACCUGACUUUUUUUCCUGAUAUAAAAUGUUGAGUCAUA
Molecule: messenger RNA, 3111 nt
Organism: Meriones unguiculatus (Mongolian gerbil)
Lineage: Eukaryota; Metazoa; Chordata; Mammalia; Rodentia; Muridae
Gene: Fkbp9
Product: FKBP prolyl isomerase 9
Exons: 10
Coding region: 170-1882 (570 amino acids)
Molecular function (GO): peptidyl-prolyl cis-trans isomerase activity; calcium ion binding
Source: RefSeq, a predicted model, not a curated record